AUGUGCAGGUUGGCCCCGUGGGUCCUCAUUCUUAACUUUGAAAAUGUCACCAUUCACAGCAACGUUUCCAAGGAUUCACUAAGGACUCGCCUGCUGCAAUUAGAAUGCCAUUUUACCUGGGAUUUACUGAAAGAAGACAUCACCCUGCAGGAUUUGGAAGAGAGAGUCUGCAAUCAGAUUCAGUUCCUCACCACCAAAUCCAAAGCUACCUCAUACAACCUCCUGGCCUACACGAGGUACCUGCAAGGUCACAACGAAGAAGCCCUGGAAAGCCUGGGGAAGGCGGAGAAAGAGAUUCAAGGGGAAGAUGCGUCCGGAGCGGAAGUAAGAAGUGUCGUGACAUGGAGCAACCUGGCCUGGAUGAGUUACCACAUGGACCUCCUUGCCGAUGCCCAGGCUUACGCAGACAGGGUGGAACGCGCGUGCCAGGCCCUCUCCAGCCGCUUCCCCUAUAAAGCGGAGUGGCCCGAGAUCUUAACCGAAGAGGGAUGGGCGUCGCUCACGUUCGGAGGAAAGUAUUACGAGAGGGCCAAGGCCUGUUUCGAAAAGGCGCUGAAACAGGAACCCAACAACCCGGAGUUCAAUUCCGGUUUCGCCAUUGCCAUUUACCGGCUGGAGAACAUCGCCAGCGGAAACUUUCCUGCCGACGCUCCGUCCCUCCACGCUCUGAGGCGGGCGGUCCGGCUCAAUCCCGACGACACGCCCGUUCAGGUCUUCCUGGGGCUGAGGCUUCAGGACGUGAACCGGGAAGCCGAGGGAGAAAAGUACAUCCAAGAGGCUCUGGAACAAAUGUCUUCCGUCCCCUACGUCCUCCGCUACGCCGCCAAGUUCUACCGCCGAAAAGGCACCCUGGAGAAAUCUCUGCAGCUCUUGGAAGAGGCCGCCCGCUUUACCCCCAACUCUGGCUUCGUGCACCACCAGAAAGGCCUCUGUUACAGGGCCCGAAUAAAUAAAAUCAAGAAGGCCACCAAUUACCAGCUACGAGGACGGGAUAACGAGGACUUGAAGGAACUAAUCAGUCUGGCCACGAUCCAAUUUGAAAAGUUUGUGGAGAAGAAACCCAAGUUUGUGUUUGCCUAUAUCGACCUGGCCAACAUGUACGCCGAAGGGGAUGAUUAUGACAAAGCCGAAGUCAAUUUUCAGAAAGCGCUCCACCUAGAGAGGCUCACGGAUGGGGAGAAGCAACAGAUCCACCUCAACUACGGCCGCUUCCAGGAGUUUCACCGGAAAUCUCAAGCCGGUGCCCUCCACCACUACUUGGAAGGAUUAAAGAUCAAAAGGGAAUCCGAGGAGAGAGAGAAGCUGAAGGGGGCCCUGCGUAGACUAGUAAGCCGGAGACUGAGGUGCAACCCGGCAGAUGCUGAGAGCUUGGGUCUCCUCAGGUCCCUUGGCCAACUGAGCCGAGGAGGGGAUUAG
Tachyglossus aculeatus (Australian echidna) is the source of this 1416-nucleotide messenger RNA. Its product is annotated as interferon-induced protein with tetratricopeptide repeats 5-like. Gene Ontology annotation, cellular component: cytosol. NCBI's taxonomy places the organism in Eukaryota, Metazoa, Chordata, Mammalia, Monotremata, Tachyglossidae. The record is from RefSeq and is a predicted model, not a curated record. The transcript has a single exon. Gene Ontology annotation, biological process: defense response to virus. The coding region runs from base 1 to 1416 and encodes 471 amino acids. Gene Ontology annotation, molecular function: protein binding.